Molecule: messenger RNA, 1951 nt
Organism: Dentiscutata heterogama
Lineage: Eukaryota; Fungi; Glomeromycota; Glomeromycetes; Diversisporales; Gigasporaceae
Source: the annotation of a GenBank genome assembly
CAACGUGAAUAUGAGAUGCAACAACAGCAACGUGAAUAUGAGAUGCAACAACAGCAACGUGAAUAUGAGAUGCAACAACAGCAACGUGAAUAUGAAAUGCAGCAACAACGUGAAUAUAAUAUGGGAAUGGAAAAACAAAGACCUCCGCAAUUAAGUCUAAAUUCUCAAAAGACACCAUUACGACCAUCAUUAUCACGUCAAAACUCGUACUCAUCAAAUAUUAAUGAUUGGGAAGAAGAGUGGAUGAGAAGAAAUAGACCUACUACGGCCGAACCUCAAUUGCUUGACCCUCGCAGGGAAUAUGAUAGGCAAAGAAGAUCAAAAACGCCAACUCGUGGCGGAGAAUAUGAUAGACGGAGGGACAAUGGUAAUUGGGAGGACAAACGUAUUUCACGAAGUUAUGAUAUGUUUGAUGGCAGAGAUAGUCGGCACGAGAUCAAUGAUAGAAACAGAAGAAGAGAUUUAGAAUGGAAUGAUAGAGGACGGCAUCACGUUAAGGAUAAUGAUAUGAACGACAGGUGGAGCAGAGAUAGCGUGUCCACAGACAAAGAACAUUUAAGCGAGGGACAUGAGGAAGAUUUUGAUAGUGUCAGCGAAUUUGAGCUUAAUCAAAUGGAUAAUAAAGAAAAAAGGUCUAUGAAUAAACCAGUUGGACGUGUAGUUUCGCUUCCACCACCGCCACAGAACUUUGGAGUUACUGACUUUGAAUAUCGAGAUUCUGACAUGGCUAAUUUAAAAGAAAUUGUAGAAAAAUUGGACAUGGAAGAGAAUGGAGAGAACGCAACAGAAAACUUUGGCGUAAGCCGACCAGCAAGCAUUUUUAUUUCGGAAGAUACGUUGAAACAUCUUUCUAAUACUUUAACUGGCAACGUUAAUCCGUUCUACUUGAACCCAGAUGAAAGAUUUAACAAUGGAGAUGAACAAACCUUAACCACUAUACAAGAAGUUGAAACUUCUGAGUUUUCAGAGAUGCACUAUCCACCGGAGAAAACUCCGUCCCGAAACAAUCCAAUAAUAAAUAACAAUGGUGUAUUAUCACAUUCAGAGCAGAUACCGGAAAAUGUACAAGCUUUUCCAACAAACGCUGAAAAGGUUAACGAAUCCAUUAAUUCUCAAAUUCUUCAACCAACUGAAGAAAUAAAUGGAACACGUUCUACAGAGCAACAAACACAAUCCCCGACAUCCACAGUAAGAAAAGAAGGUGCAUUACCAGGUGCUCGCGAUAGGGCUCUAAAACGUAGUGAAUUCAUGCAAGCAGGACCACCGCUUCCGGCUUCUGUUCAGGAAAGACGAUUGUUGCUCGUUACUCACUUAGCACGCCUUAAUAACCAUGAUGUAGACAUAAGUCUUUUCCGUAAACUGGCUCGAUUAUCUAAAGAAACACCAUUGUCAGAUAGGGAAACAUCCUCAGACAUUUGGGAAAACGGAGAUAGGUUUUCUGAAUUAUUAACAGCAUUAAUAGGAUUCCUGAGCGAUUUCGAUGAGGCUGCAGAAUUAAGGGAAAAUGCAGUUAUGCUACUUGGUCAAUUACUUACUAACCAGCCGGAUUACGUUAGGGGUUCUGAAGGAAUAGUUUUACGAAUUUUAUUAGAGUGUAGCUCUGAUCCAUCAGCAAACGUUUGCGGUCAAACGGAAGAGAUUUUAGAGAAUUUUGCUCAAGAAGUUGAUUGCAAAGUUGGCUUAUAUGCUUUGAUUGAAAUUAUGGAAUCAACCUUAUUUGGUAAUUCUUUGGGUUCGCGGGCAACUAUGAAAAAAUACGCUUUUACGGCAUUAUCUCUACUUGUCAAAAGGUUUGACAAAAAGUCUUUGGAAAGACUAAUUGGUAUAAUUAUCCCAUUAACAAUUAAGGGAUUUAAUGAUCAAAAAUCAGAGAUUCGUAAAGCUGUUGUCGAUACACUUGUUGUAGUGUAUUCAGUUCUCGGAGAUGACAAUACUUUAUUCCAAUACCUCG